Messenger RNA from Triticum aestivum (bread wheat), 1257 nucleotides. Its product is annotated as WAT1-related protein At3g30340. NCBI's taxonomy places the organism in Eukaryota, Viridiplantae, Streptophyta, Magnoliopsida, Poales, Poaceae. Gene Ontology annotation, cellular component: membrane. Gene Ontology annotation, molecular function: transmembrane transporter activity. The coding region runs from base 86 to 1084 and encodes 332 amino acids. The record is from RefSeq and is a predicted model, not a curated record. The transcript has 3 exons.
AGCUUUUUUUCGAAAAGGAAGACAAAGCAUCCCUCGCCAUAUAGUUCUUGCUAGUUCACUUGACUGUGUUGAUCAAGAGUGUAGGAUGGACUGGAAACCUACGGUGAUGAUGAUGGCGGUGGUGAUCAUGUAUGCGGUGUUGAAUGUGCUGACGAAGAUGGCUUUCAAUGAAGGGAUGCACACCACUGUCUUCAUCGUCCUCCGCCUGCUCGUCGCCGCGCUCUUCCUCUCCCCGAUCGCAUACUUCAAAGAGAGGAAGAGUAGACCUAAGCUGACCAUGGAGAUAUUCGUGUACCUCUUCUUCAGUGCCUUGCUCGGAGCCUCUCUGAUCCAGUGGCUCUUCUUCCUCGGCCUGCGGUACACGACGGCCACGUUCGCGAGCGCGUUCAACAACACGACCCCCAUGUUUACCUUCCUCCUCGCACUCGCCUUCAAGGUCGAGAAGAUCGAUGUCGCCAGCCGAUCCGGCGUCGCCAAGCUCACCGGCACGGCCGUGGGGCUGGCCGGAGCGACGGUGCUGGCAUUCUACCAAGGGCCGACACUGAUGGGGGUGGCGUCGGGGGACCACCUGGCCGCCGGUUCCACCCAUAGAGACGGCGGUGCGCGGAGGUGGGCGGUGGGCUCGGUGGCGCUGCUGGGCUUCUCGGCGAGCUGGUCGUUGUGGUUCAUCCUGCAGUCCAAGAUCGGGACAAAGUACCCGGCGCUCUACUCCGGUACAGCGUGGAUGUUCGUGCUCAGCUUCAUCCAGAUGGCCACCGUCGGGGCUGCCACCGAGAAGAUGAGCUUGCAGAUCUGGGUCCCACGCACGGCGCUCCAGGCCGUGACCGUGGUAUUUGCUGGCGUGGGGUCGUCCGGGCUGGGGUUCCUGGUCAUGUCAUGGUGUGUGGAGCGGCGAGGGCCUGUGUUCACCACCGCCUUCAUGCCGCUAAUCCAGAUCGUCACCGCCGGGCUCGAUGUCAGCGUCCUCCAUGAGCAGCUCCACCUCGGGAGCGUUGUCGGGUCGGCGGUCGUGGUCAUGGGGCUCUACUUGGUCCUGUGGGGAAAGAGCAACGAGGCGAGCAUCGGAUCCAAACUCCCUGCGUGACUGCACCCAGACCUGCAGAGAUGCACGUAGCUUCGGUAGUGACUGCACCCAUGGUGUUUAAAAGCUGAAUCAUUUUUACUGGUGUUGGAGUAGUAGCUAUGUACGGACCACGCAAUCAUGACCGUGAAUCGUCAUGGGACGGCAUUAAUUAAACGAUGAGCAUUUCAUUUCAA